AUGGCUCCCAAGAGGAAGACGACCAUGGCGAUCAGUUCAUCCGGGACCGGACUGCCUAUGCCGGUGCGGACCAGUAGCGGGCCAGUCGCGGAAAGAACCCGUGGCGCGGCCCGUGAACAUCCACAUCACCCUGGCAGUCCGGGCCUGGUGAGCAGCGUCGUUCGUACGCCAGGUGAUGAGCCACACGCCACAAACUCCAGAGACGGAGUUGGGACCCCCGCAGGCGGCGCGGUGCCCUCCAAAGGUGUCGUCGUGCCGCCAGGCGGUGGCGCGGCGACCUCCAAGAUGCCAACACCGGCGCCCACGGCGCGCUCUUCUCAAGUUGUGCGCGAUGAGCAGUGCCACCCCGUUGGUGACCCUGGGCGCCGCCCAGGGAAGAGCCCCGCGCGCCCUUCACAUGACGAGGAAGGCCAGCAUGCACGCCGAGGUGCUGGUGAAAAUGGCGGACAACAGCAGGGCCGUGACAGGGCUCCUUCUAACAUGGCUGAAGAAGGGAGGAAGUACCCCGGCGAGGACGCCGGCGCGGACACCGAUUCCACGGAUGACGACGCUGCUGCCCUGACGAAGAAGGGUCGGUGCCGUAAUAGGAAGCGCAAGGGCAAGGCUGUACUUGCUGUCAAGGGGUCUGACGACACCGGCUCCGCCAAGAAGGCCAAGGCAGGGUACAUAAGUACUUUCCGCCAAGGGGAAGGAAGUGAGCAAGCCGGUGCUCCAAGCCCGGCAAGCCAAGCUUGCUAUGGGGUGAAGACACAAAGGUCCACCCGCGGCAAGCUGGGGUUGCCGGGGGGCUGCAAAUCCAGAUAA
Molecule: messenger RNA, 804 nt
Organism: Aegilops tauschii subsp. strangulata
Lineage: Eukaryota; Viridiplantae; Streptophyta; Magnoliopsida; Poales; Poaceae
Source: RefSeq, a predicted model, not a curated record